Messenger RNA from Labrus mixtus (cuckoo wrasse), 3414 nucleotides. RefSeq names its product 5'-3' exoribonuclease 2 (gene xrn2). Lineage: Eukaryota; Metazoa; Chordata; Actinopteri; Labriformes; Labridae. Bases 160 to 3084 code for a protein of 974 amino acids. Gene Ontology annotation, molecular function: 5'-3' RNA exonuclease activity; zinc ion binding; RNA binding. Gene Ontology annotation, cellular component: nucleus. Gene Ontology annotation, biological process: nuclear-transcribed mRNA catabolic process. The record is from RefSeq and is a predicted model, not a curated record. The transcript is spliced from 31 exons.
CGGAAACAAUACACAAUGUCCUGAUGGUCAACAGCAUGUAGCCAACAUUGCUGGACUCAUUCGCAUCAACUCUCUUGUUUUAAUUGAGCUGUUUUAACUGUUUCGUACGAGUUCGCAUAUUUUUUUACAAGCUACUGUAAGAAGAAUCGUUUACCGGAGAUGGGAGUCCCGGCGUUUUUCCGCUGGCUGAGCCGUAAAUACGCGUCCAUCAUUGUUCAUUGUGUUGAAGAGAAGGGGAAAGAAUGCAACGGAGUCCGCAUCCCCGUUGAUACGACCAAGCCCAACCCGAAUGAGGUGGAAUUUGACAAUUUGUACUUGGAUAUGAAUGGGAUCAUUCAUCCAUGUACUCAUCCAGAAGACAAAGCCGCCCCCAAAAAUGAAGAUGAGAUGAUGGUCGCCAUUUUUGAGUACAUUGACCGUCUGUUCAAUAUCGUACGGCCCAGGAGAGUCCUCUACAUGGCCAUCGAUGGCGUGGCUCCUCGUGCCAAAAUGAACCAGCAGCGCUCUCGGCGUUUCCGUGCCUCCAAAGAAGGAGUUGAGCUACAGGAGGAGAAGGGCCGCAUAAGGGAGGAGAUCAUCCAGAGAGGAGGUUAUCUUCCACCUGAGGAGAUCAAAGAGCGCUUUGACAGCAACUGCAUCACUCCAGGAACAGAGUUCAUGGACAACCUGGCACAGUGUUUACGGUACUACGUCGCAGACAGACUCAGCAACGAUCCAGGAUGGAAGAACGUCACAGUCAUCUUGUCUGAUGCGAGUGUUCCAGGUGAAGGUGAACAUAAGAUCAUGGACUACAUCAGGAGACAGAGAGCUCAACCCAACCACGACCCCAACACACACCACUGCCUGUGUGGAGCUGACGCUGACCUGAUCAUGCUCGGUCUGGCCACCCACGAGCCAAACUUCACCAUCAUCAGAGAGGAGUUCAAACCCAACAAGCCCCGCCCCUGUGCCCUCUGCGGACAGAUAGGUCACGAGAUCAAAGACUGCCAGGGGACGCCCAGAGAGAAACAGGGAGAGCAUGAUGAGUUUGCAGGCUCGAUGCCGACGUCUGAACAGGAGUUCAUCUUCAUCAGGCUGUGUGUGCUGCGGGAGUACCUGGAAAAAGAGCUGACCAUGGCCAGUCUGCCGUUUCCCUUCGACUUUGAGCGCAGCGUGGACGACUGGGUCUUCAUGUGUUUCUUCGUCGGAAACGACUUCCUGCCCCACCUGCCGUCCUUAGAAAUCAGAGAGGGGGCGAUCGAUCGACUCGUCAACAUCUACAAAGACGUCGUGCACAAAACAGGAGGCUACCUGACAGAGAACGGCUUCGUCGACCUGGAGCGCGUGGAGAUGAUCAUGCAGGCUGUGGGCGUGGCCGAGGACAACAUCUUCAAGAAACGCAAAGAGGAUGACGAAGGCUUUAAGAGGAGAAAUAAAGAAAAGAAAAAGAGAAUGAAAGCACAGGCAGAGCAGCGAGGCCCCGCCUACCUGACCUCAGGCCAGUUUGCCCCUCAGGCGCUGGGGAGGAGAGACCGACCCGAGGCCGUCCAGAAUGCUCGACAUCAGGCUUACGACAUGAGGAUGCAGUGCAACAAGGACGCUGCUCAGUCAAUGAAGGCCAUGAUGAAGAACGGAGGAAAUUCGUCUGCAGGUCCCAGUGACAGCUCGGACAGCAGGGGGGUGAAGAGGAAAGCGGAGGACAGCGACAGCGAGCCAGAGCCUGAAGACAACGUCAGGUUGUGGGAGGAAGGCUGGAAGCAGAGAUACUACAAGACCAAGUUCGACGUGUGUGUGACCGACGAGGAGUUCAGGAAGAAGGUGGUGAAGUCGUAUGUGGAGGGUCUCUGCUGGGUGCUGCGCUACUACUACCAGGGCUGUGCCUCCUGGAAGUGGUACUUCCCGUUUCACUACGCCCCGUUCGCCUCCGACUUCAAAGACAUCAAAGGGAUGUUCACAGACUUCGAGAAGGACACCAAACCUUUCAAGCCACUGGAGCAGCUGAUGGGAGUGUUUCCUGCAGCCAGCGGUAACUUCCUGCCUGAAACGUGGCGAGUUCUCAUGAGCAGUCCGGAUUCCGCCAUCAUCGACUUCUACCCCGAUGACUUUGCCAUCGAUCUCAACGGCAAGAAAUACGCCUGGCAGGGUGUGGCCUUGUUGCCCUUCGUGGAUGAACGCCGGCUGUGGGCGGCUCUGGCUGACGUCUACCCCGACCUCACAUCUGAGGAAAAAAAAAGAAACAGUCUGGGAAGCGACCUGUUCUUCCUCGGGAAGGCUCACCCUCUCUUCGACUUCAUCCACGAGCUCUACCGCACUGAAUCUCAUGAGGGCACUGAGAUCCCUGCAGAGCUGUGCCAUGGAAUCCAAGGUACAUUAAAUCUUGAUGACGACCCUAUUCUACCAGAUAAGGCUGUGGCGUCACCCAUCCCGAUGCUGCGGGACAUUUCACAGUGCAGCGCCAUCGGAGUGAGGUUCAAGGAUCCUCAGUUUGCAGAUGACUUUGUGUUCAAGGCGGUCCUCCUCCCCGGAGCCAAGAUGCCCAAUAAGGUCCUGAAGCCAGGGGACUGGGAGAGGGGGAACAGGGGGCCGUGGAGACCCCAACUGGGCUUCAACUCGAACAGGCAGCAGGCUCACCUGGACCAGUCCGGAUUCCGCGCUCUGGGUCACAGUAUGAACAGAAACCAACAUGGCGGAGGACAGUACAGCAGCGCCCCGCCACCGAACAGCUACCAACAAGGAGGCUACCGUCAGCAUGGUGGACACCAGUCUUACCAACAUUCCAGGCAGGGCAGUUUGCUGGGAGCGCCUCCCCCCUUCCAACAGCCCCAAUAUCCAAGGCAGCAGCAGCAGCAGUAUGGCGGGGGAGGCGGCGGCGGCGGCGGGGGUCACGGCUGGGAUCGAGCUCAGCACACGCAGCAGUCGGCGUACCAGCAGAACGCGAGCCGCGGACGAGGAGGGGCGGCGCCCGGAGGAUACCAGCAGCGCUUCGACCAGCGGAGAGACGAGUGGCACGAUCGACGGGACAACCGGGGCCAACAGCACCAGAGCUUCAGCUCGGGCCGAGGUUACCCUCCCCCUCCUCCAUCCAGACGCUACGACUGGAAGUAAACUCAGAGCACAUGCCGGACUCUGGGGUUACAUGUGGGCGGGGCUAUUUUUAGGGGAGACAUGUCACCAGUAUUUUUUUUUUUUCAUUUUUAAUGUCUUCUUGUACAAUUAAUUAUUUUUUCCUCUUCAUUUUACUUACAAACAAAAACAAAAAGGUUAAUAUGUAACGUUGUGAUUUUUAAGACGAUCAGCCUGUAAAACUUGUCGAACACAAGUGAGUCCCGGACUACGAGUCCUCAUGGGUUUCUUUUUGAGAGACGCCUCUCCAAUGUGGUCUAAAAAAAAAAAAGACGACAAAUAAAACGUUUGGAUUGUUUUUGUCUCACAGAA